AUGUUAAUGGCGAGGAGGACGCGACACAAUAGGAGUGCCCAGGUCCUGGGGCUGGAAAAGUUUCAUGGGGAGGACUACACCAUGUGGCGAGACACGGUGCUAACGCACAUAGAGACGCUGGAUGAGAAAUACCAGCGAGGGUUGCUGAGAAAGGACCAGCCUGAGGCUACGGCGAAGCGCAAGCGUUGGCCCCACCAACACUGGACUAGGGCUCGGUCCGAGCUGCUAAACUUAUUCAACCAAGCGUUGCCUAACGUUUUCUUGAGUGGGCUGCCGGAUCAAGUUACGGGCUCGGGAAUGCAGGAGGCGUAA
Molecule: messenger RNA, 312 nt
Organism: Phytophthora infestans T30-4
Lineage: Eukaryota; Oomycota; Peronosporomycetes; Peronosporales; Peronosporaceae
Exons: 4
Coding region: 1-312 (103 amino acids)
Source: RefSeq, a predicted model, not a curated record